AUGAUGUAGUCUCAGAAGUACAACAAUAACAAUGAUAGAUCGCAGAAUCAUAUAAAUUAGCAUGCCUUUGCUGUUUAUCAGCCUCCGUUCAAGGGGGCUUAAAGUCAGAAAUUAGAGUAACCUUCACCCAAAAAGAGUACUACUAUGAUUAAAAAUCUAAAUGAAUCCUCACCUUCAAUUGCCCAAGAACGAGAUUCAUUCUUGAUGAGAGAAAUUAUUCAGCCAAUGAGGAAUAAAGAGAUUUACAAAUCUCAAAUCUCUUCUUUUUCCAAUGAGAGUUUAUCCUCCCUCGAUGGUAAUGAGUCCUCUUCUAAUUGCUCUAAUUCAGCUACAAUUUUCGCUAUGAGUUAGGGAUAAAAUCAUUUGCACUUGUAAAAGUAAGAGUCAAUCGUUUCAAAUUAAAAAUCAAGUGGAGGCCCAAGUAGCGUAGCAAACAAUAAUAUCCAGCCUAAUGAUAGAGAGUAUGAAAGAUUUAUGCAGAGCCAGAUAGCAAGCUAAGAAUUGAUGAGAAACAAAGAAGCCACUCCUUCAAUACUUUUGGUCGAUAUGACUAGAAAGACAAACAAUAAUAAACCAUAGAAACUAAUGUAGUAAUAUAAUGUGUUAAUGGAUCAUGAAAUAAAAAAGUUUAGUUAGCUGAAAAGGGAUAAACAGACUACUCCAAUUCUUGCCCCUUCAUAAUGUGGACUUCUUGAAGAUAAGCCAAAAUAAACUAUGAAUGGUGGAAUCGGGAAUAGCUUAGCUAACAUGCAAAUAUAGACACCGGGGUUUAGAAAUGAAUCCUCUGAAAAAAAAUUCAUGAAAUAAAAAACACCUAAAACCUACGGUUAAAACAAUUACAGACUAAUGAUUGAUACAAUUAAUGACAAUAUGAGAAUUUAGUAAAUAUAAACACUCGACCCAGAAAGACAACCACAACAAUCAUAUUAGCCCUCUUAAUACACACAACAGAACUCUAAUUAUAACAUGAGCUCAAAACUUGAUUAGAGUAGCUAGUCCAAUGGUAGUAACCAAAUGGCAGUUAUGAAUGCUCUAAGUCAUCUCAGUAGGCACGGAGAAAGUGGAGGAUAUGUAUUUUCGCAUUAAAAAAGUUUGGUAGAAAAAUAGAUUCAAUGGAAAGAUAUUGAUUAGAGCGAGUACUUUGAAUUAAAAUCUCAAAGAAACUUUGGAAUUAAUGAUCAAAAUCUCACAGCCACUAAUCACAAUCAGCCUAUGAUUUAAAAACCUUUUAUCAGCAAGAAUGCUUCUUCGUUUGUGAAUCAGAUACAGUAAUUUGAUAACAGCAACAGCGUGAGUCCUGAUUAAAAAUUCUAGUCACAGUAAAAGAAUAAUAAAAAUCUUGAGCUUCCACAUACUUCAAAUGAUAUACACAGCAGUGGAGGAAAUAAUCAUAAUCGAAAGCCUACACCAAAAAAUCUAAUGAAAAAUUUCGAUAGAUCUAGACAACUUGACUAGUUCUAAGUGGAGAGUUAUAAUCUUUCAAGCAAUAGAAAUGGAUCGAUUAGAUCUGGUGGAUAAAGGAUUCCUACAUCUGCAAAACCUACACACAUCUCUUCAUCAUAGCUUUAAAGUCCUUAAAAAAUAGAUGAUAUAAAUAGAUCACAAAAAUAAAGCUAAAAUGCAUAGAGUCCUAAUUUUAAACUAACCAGAGAGAUGUCAAUUGAAGGAGCUACUAAGAGAUCACCAAAUCAAAAGGCAAACUAAGUUUACAAUUCAUCAGUUGUUAUAAAAAAUGGAUUUGAAAGGCAUUCUCCUACAAAUAUCAAGCCCUAUUCACCCUAUAAUUCUAGAUCUUAAAUUUAACCUAAAUUAUUGCAAGCAAAGAGCACAUCUUAAUCAGAAUUAAAGAAUUCAAGUAAAAAGGUCGAAUAGCCUCCUAAGCAAAGAGCUUAGGAUGUUAGAGAAUUAUCAGUUAAGAAAAGCUUGCUAGCUUAGGAUACCUAAAACUAGUAGACCAAUAGAGGCAGUAUCAAGCAAAAUAAAAAGGGAAGUCCUUUAGCAAACAUCCCCAUAAACAGAUAUAGCCCCAGAAGUAAUCAGAAAAGAGUGGGUUCUUUAGAUAUAAAUGGUGCUAGUGUAGGUCCUUAAAACUUUGUUCAUUAAUAUAAGAAUAAAAUAAUAAAUCAAAUGAAUGUCAAUGUCAAUUAAAAUCCCAACAACAUGAACCCAAAUAGCAAUCAGGCAAUCAGUCAUCUCAGCAACUUUUAAAUGAGUCUCUAAAAUAAUCAAAUGACUAUUCAAGAUUCGAUAAGGGAGUAAUAAAACCUAGCUAACAAGCCAAGAGAUGCAUAUAUGAGAGAAAAACAACUGCCCCUACCAUAUAUCCAUUACAACUUGGAGGAUGGUUCAAGUCUAGUAUAAGAUAGUCAUAGACUAAAUCAGAGAAAUUUAACUCAUAAAAAUCCUCAUAAUGAAGGCGGAAAUCAAACUAUUUAGAGUGAGAUAGCUGAGGAAGGUAGGUAUUCAAUCUUAGACAAGGUAGAAAUGAGUAAAAAGGAUAGUAAUAACUCUAAUGAGCAUGAUAAUAGUGGCUAGAGUGGAGGAUUUUUUAAUAAAGUAAAAAAUUUAUUUAGAAGAAAUACAUCUCUAUAAAAUAAUGGAGGUCAGGUAAAGUCAAUACAAAUAGACGAUGGAAAAAAAGAUUUUCAAACUGUCGGAGAUUCUUAGAUGAACAUGCGAAAUUACACCAACUUCAACGAUAUAUAUUCACCCAUCAUGAAUGAAAUUUCCCCAAAUAAAGAGACAUAGGAUGAUGAUCAGAGCAAUGAAGUCACGCAGAGAUUCUUACAACUAAAUUCAAGUACAGUUUAAGAAAAAACUGGAAGAUCCUUGUACUUUAAGCAAGAUCAAUCACAGCCAAUGUUCACAUGUAACUGUCCAAGAGAAGAAAAUGUAAACUUCGCUUGUAGUAAGGCUUUAAGCUGGCUUGAACUGUUGAACAAAGGUAAGGCAAAUGACAUUGAGAAGAUGAGAUCGCUUUACUUCCCAUUGAUAAGUUGUGAAGAAUGCAGUGAUUAUGAGGAUUAGAUAUUCAAGGACAUAAAUAGAACUUUUCCCAAGUGUUCUUAAUUUUAAGAUAUGCAAGGCUAAAACUAGCUCAAAAGAGUACUUCUCGCUUUUUCUAAGUAUGACUCCAACUUAGGUAAUAUAAUGCCAAAUAAAACUUUCAGGAUAUGUGUAGCCUUUUGGAUGUUCGUAACAUUGGUUGAAGAAUUUGAAUUGAGAGAUAUAUUCGAACCUAACUUGCCAGGCCUAUUCAAGCAUUGUUAUGUAAUAGAUAAGCUUAUUGAACAGCAUAUUAGAGAACUUCAUACUCAUUUUGUAAACUACAAUAUUUAAGUUGAAAUGUAUGCAUCAGAUUGGAUAGUGUGUCUGUUUUCUAAUAUUAUUCCCUUGCAAAUUAUGUCAGACUUUUAUGAUAAUUUCUUCUCUCAAGGCUGGCCAUACUUCUACAAAUUCUGCCUCUCUAUGCUUGAUGUCUUUAGAGAUAAACUCCUUAAAGAAGAUGAAUUUUCUGGUAUUCUCUAGCAUAUAAAGUUUAAAACCCCUGAAAAGAAUCCUUAUGAAUAUGAAAAUGCUGAAAUAGUGAGUGGAAAUAGCUCAAGCAUAAAAAAUUCUCCUAAUCCCUACUAAAAACAAAAUCAAUCCCACGAUUAGAUAUAAGGACAGAAUAAAUAGUAAUAGCCAUCCACAACAGUUAUGCAAAAGCCAUAGGGCCCUUUCUAAAAAUUUCUAAAUUUAAUUAUGCAAUAGAAAGAGGGGAUUUGGUAGAGAAUUUUCUAAAAAACAUAACACUGGAAAAUAACUGAAGACUAAAUCAAGUUUUACAUGGUUGAGCAUAAAUUGAAAAAGAGAUAAAUAGAGAAAAUGAAUAGUAGGAUCGAACAUACUCCACCUAAAAAAUAGAAGCGCGCGUUUUAAUUCAAAUAGUCAACUUCUUAAUCAUCCAUCCAAGCUGUUGCAGAUAAGUAAUAACAAAAUAAAUGA
Molecule: messenger RNA, 3987 nt
Organism: Stylonychia lemnae
Lineage: Eukaryota; Ciliophora; Spirotrichea; Sporadotrichida; Oxytrichidae
Source: the annotation of a GenBank genome assembly